GUUUCCGGGCGGGCCUCCAGAGGCCUGCGCACAAGAUGGCGACCCCGGCCGGCACCGGGAGGCGCCCGCGGCUGGGCCUUAGGCUCUAGCGCGGGGCUGGGGCGGAGACAGACUGGGCUCAGGUGGCAGGUGGCAGGAGUGGCGCCGCCGGGCCUGGGGGGUGCAAGACCCGCUCGCUGCUGCCCCGGGACUCGCCUUGCCCCGGGGCGGAACCGUAGGAAGGUCAGGUCCGGCCUCUCCGCCCCCCUCCUUCCUGGCCCCCGCGCGGUCACCGUGCGUGGCUCACUUUGAGAGUUGACUUCAGCCACGUGCAGCUUCCAUGGCGGCCUCGCAGGCCCUAGGGGAGAAGAUUAACAUCCUGGCGGGAGAGCCGGCCAAGGAUGGGGACAGGGACCCGCUGGGGAACGACUGUUCCGAGCAGGACAGGCCACCCCAGCGCUCCUGGCGGCAGAAGUGCGCCUCCUACGUGCUGGCCCUGAGGCCCUGGAGCUUCAGUGCCUCGCUCACACCGGUGGCACUGGGCAGUGCCCUGGCAUACAGAUCCCAGGGCGUCCUGGAUCCCAGGCUGUUGGUGGGCUGUGCUGUGGCUGUCCUGGCUGUGCAUGGGGCUGGCAAUUUGGUCAACACUUACUAUGACUUUUCCAAGGGCAUUGACCACAAAAAGAGUGAUGACAGGACUCUGGUGGACCGAAUCUUGGAGCCCCAGGAUGUUGUCCGGUUUGGAGUCUUCCUCUACACUUUGGGCUGUGUCUGUGCUGCUUGCCUCUACUACCUGUCCCGUCUGAAACUGGAGCACUUGGCGCUCAUCUACUUUGGAGGCCUAUCUGGCUCCUUUCUCUACACAGGAGGAAUCGGAUUCAAGUACGUGGCUCUGGGAGACCUCGUCAUCCUCAUCACUUUUGGCCCGCUGGCUGUGAUGUUUGCCUACGCUGUCCAGGUGGGGUCCCUGGCCAUCUUCCCGCUGGUCUACGCCAUCCCCCUCGCCCUCAGCACUGAGGCCAUUCUGCAUUCCAACAACACCAGGGACAUGGAGUCUGACCGGGAGGCUGGCAUUGUCACGCUGGCCAUUCUCAUCGGCCCCACCUUCUCCUACAUUCUCUACAACACGCUGCUCUUCCUGCCCUACCUGGUCUUCAGCAUCCUGGCCAUGCACUGCAGCAUCAGCCUGGCGCUGCCCCUGCUCACCAUUCCCAUGGCCUUCUCCCUCGAGAGACAGUUCCGAAGCCAGGCUUUCAACAAACUGCCCCAGAGGACUGCCAAGCUCAACCUCUUGCUGGGACUUUUCUACGUCUUUGGCAUCAUUCUGGCACCAGUGGGCAGUCUGCCCAAACUUUAAGGGGCCCAUAGUCCACAAAACGUGUGCCCCUUUCUUAGGAUGUAUUGACGUCUUCGAGAAGGGAAUGUGAUUGGCAGUGACGGCACAAAGCACAGGUGUGAACUCCUGCCUUCUAAGAAUUAUUAUUAUAUUCUUCAAGAGAAUUCUGCUGUUUUUCUGUUUGUUUUUGUUUUUCCCAUUUUAUGAGGAAUUU
This is a messenger RNA of Carlito syrichta (Philippine tarsier), 1529 nucleotides long. RefSeq names its product UbiA prenyltransferase domain containing 1 (gene UBIAD1). The record is from RefSeq and is a predicted model, not a curated record. The transcript has 2 exons. Lineage: Eukaryota; Metazoa; Chordata; Mammalia; Primates; Tarsiidae. Gene Ontology annotation, biological process: menaquinone biosynthetic process; vitamin K biosynthetic process. Gene Ontology annotation, cellular component: Golgi membrane; endoplasmic reticulum. The coding region runs from base 320 to 1336 and encodes 338 amino acids. Gene Ontology annotation, molecular function: prenyltransferase activity.